CUUUACCGGUGGCGAAGCGUCUUGUUUAAGUUUUAUACUUUUAAUUCAAUAACAUAUAAACUAAACUCAUUUAAUAAUUUAAAAUGUCGAAAGCUCACCCUCCGGAAUUAAAGAAGUUCAUGGACAAGAAAUUGUCAAUCAAGUUAAACGCAGGUCGAGCAGUGACAGGUGUCCUUCGAGGAUUCGAUCCUUUCAUGAACCUGGUCUUAGAUGAGUCCGUAGAAGAAUGUAAAGACGGGCAGAGGAAUAACAUCGGAAUGGUUGUCAUCAGAGGGAACAGCAUCAUAAUGUUAGAAUCCCUAGAUAGAAUAUAGUCUUAAUGUAAUUUCAAUUGAUUAAGUUAGUAUAAGUUAUUGAACUCUAACUAAAGUAAUUGUUUAAAACACACAUCAACAUUUAUGGUAUGGUUCAUACAUUAUGGUAUAGAAUCAAGUGAGAAACCAAAUGUCAAAUAACUAAAAUGUAUAAUGAAAUAUUGAUUUCUUCACAUUAGCAUUUAAAAAGG
Messenger RNA from Papilio machaon (common yellow swallowtail), 505 nucleotides. It is a transcript of the gene SNRPG, whose product is annotated as probable small nuclear ribonucleoprotein G. The coding region runs from base 84 to 314 and encodes 76 amino acids. The record is from RefSeq and is a predicted model, not a curated record. NCBI's taxonomy places the organism in Eukaryota, Metazoa, Arthropoda, Insecta, Lepidoptera, Papilionidae. Gene Ontology annotation, biological process: spliceosomal snRNP assembly; mRNA splicing, via spliceosome. The transcript has 3 exons. Gene Ontology annotation, molecular function: RNA binding. Gene Ontology annotation, cellular component: SMN-Sm protein complex; U1 snRNP; P granule.